Salmo salar (Atlantic salmon) is the source of this 1809-nucleotide messenger RNA. RefSeq lists its product as uncharacterized. Gene Ontology annotation, cellular component: nucleus. The record is from RefSeq and is a predicted model, not a curated record. Gene Ontology annotation, molecular function: RNA polymerase II cis-regulatory region sequence-specific DNA binding; DNA-binding transcription activator activity, RNA polymerase II-specific. Lineage: Eukaryota; Metazoa; Chordata; Actinopteri; Salmoniformes; Salmonidae. Gene Ontology annotation, biological process: regulation of transcription by RNA polymerase II.
CGGAUGUCACUUCGCUUCCGGCCGACUCUGGCGAUACUUCACCAAAUGUUCUGUGCUGGGCAUACUUCAUACACUCGAUCUAUAAAGUACAUCGUCAAACUGACCUCAAGAGCAACGACAAUUCAAUCUGAACGUCAACGAAAGUAACGGUCAUCCCGUGGAAACUUUGGUCUUGGCCUUUUACUGCUGGUCAUCUAAAGUGUAUGGACUUCCUGCUGUCUUUCCAUUGACUGCAUUGCUGUUGUUGCCACAUGAGCAGGACAACAUGAGUCGAAACAGGGACAAGCUGUUGGAUGGACUGGAACAGAGUUUAUACACUCUAACCAAGGACAACUUAUGUUACCUGUGCGUUCGUUGUGGAAUAGGCUCCAAGGAUAGGUUCAAAGGUAAAGAAAACAGUGAACGCACGCUGCGGCGUCAAAUCAUGGAGGAAAUCUGGGAAAAUGAGGAUUCAAAUUCUUGGUUACUCCAACUGAAAGAGGACAUCAGAGGUAUACAGGAGGAUGGUAGACAUGUAACCAUGAGCUCCAGUGCAUCGAGCAGCGUGUCCUCGAGUCCCAGCCAGUCUGAUGGUGACGGGGACGCUGCAGACUGCCAUGAAGCUGGGAAGCCUCGACAGUUGGAAGUGACUCAGCGAACACACACUGGAGAGAAUCCUUACAGCUGUAAUCAGUGUGGGAAGACAUUCACUCAGUCAGGAAGCCUGGCAACUCAUCUGAGAACACACACUGGAGAGAAACCUCAUAGCUGUGAUGUAUGUGGGAAGACUUUUAACGUAGCCUUCAAUCUGAUCCGACACCAGCGAACACACACUGGAGAGAAACCCUACAGCUGUGAGAAGUGUGGGAAGAGCUUUUCUCAGUUAGGACUACUGGCCAGCCACCGUCGUUCGCACACAGGAGAGAAACCGUAUGUCUGUGAUCAGUGCGGGCAGAGCUUUGUCAAUCCGGGAUCCCUGGCAAAGCACAAGCGAAAACAACAUGCAGGAGAGAAGCCUUAUAGCUGUGCGGAUUGUGGGAAGAGUUUCUUUGAAUCACAUACCCUGGCUAACCAUCGGAGGACACACACAGGAGAGAAGCCUUAUAGCUGUGAUCUAUGUGGGAAAAGUUUCGCUAUGUCAGGAACCCUGAUUAAACAUAAGCUGACUCAUACAGGAGAGAAACCGUACUGUUGUGACCAGUGUGGGAAGAGCUUCAGUGAAUCAGGAAGGUUGAAAGUUCACCAGAGAAUGCACACUGGAGAGAAACCUUACGGCUGUGAUCAAUGUGGGAAGAAAUUUGGUCAUUCGCAACACCUGAAAGAACACCUGCGAACGCACACAGGAGAGAAGCCAUUUAGCUGUGAUCAGUGUGAGAGGAAAUUCACUCAACCACAACACCUGAAAUCACACAUGAGAACACACACUGGAGAGAAGCCGUUUGUCUGUGAUCAGUGUGAGAAGAGAUUCGCUCAUUCACAACAACUCAAAGCACACCUGCGAAUACACACUGGAGAGAAACCUCAUAUCUGCGAUCAGUGUGAGAAGAAAUUUGCUCAUUCACAACACUUGAAAAAUCACAUGCGAACACACACAGGAGAGAAGCCAUACAUCUGUGGAGAGUGUGGAAAGAACUUUGCUAGAACAGGAACAUUGAAAGUGCACCAGAAAUCACACGCAGCAGGUGACGUGUGUACAGAUCUGCCUCCCCAGCAGCAGUUCCAGAACCCUCAAAUAAAUCUGAACAGCCCAAAGUAACAGAACCCUCGAUAAACUCUGAACAGCACAAAGUUCCAGAUCCAUAUCCCUCCCCGGGAUAUGUAUGUAUAUGU